Messenger RNA from Hyla sarda, 1599 nucleotides. Its product is annotated as inhibin beta B chain-like. NCBI's taxonomy places the organism in Eukaryota, Metazoa, Chordata, Amphibia, Anura, Hylidae. Gene Ontology annotation, molecular function: growth factor activity; hormone activity; cytokine activity. Gene Ontology annotation, biological process: SMAD protein signal transduction; BMP signaling pathway. The coding region runs from base 45 to 1148 and encodes 367 amino acids. Gene Ontology annotation, cellular component: extracellular region. The transcript is spliced from 2 exons. The record is from RefSeq and is a predicted model, not a curated record.
CUCAGCCAACUUUCUUUUUCUGCUUUUCAAGAACCUAUCUUGUAAUGGCUUUAAGAACCCACAAAGAAGGCAUCUGUUUUUAUCUGCUUACCCUGCUAGGUGCUUGGGCAGCUUCUACCCAGACUGGAGGUAGAAAGUCUGAAUGCCCAUCCUGUGGGGUACAAGACAAAGAGGCCAUGAUGGAGAUGGCCAAGCAACAGAUACUGCAGAAAUUACAUCUAAAGGAAAGGCCAAACAUCACACACCCCAUUCCUAGAGCGGCAGUGGUCAAUGCUCUACGCAGACUGCAUCUAACAAAGCCUAGAAUGGAAGGUCUUUUUGGGUCUCCAAGCUGGGACAGCAAUAGUGAGAAUUAUGAGACAGAGCAACAAAGUUAUGAGAUCAUCAGCUUUGCCGAAUCAGAAAACUAUAACAAGUCCAGAACAUCUCUGACUUUCCAGUUUACCAGAGAUAAUGAACAAGAUGUCCAUGUUCUGCAAGCCCAUCUCUGGGUCUACUUCAAGGCCAACAGAACGACCCAGGCCAAUCAGACUGUUAGACUAUAUUUGGUGCAAGAGUCCGAAAGUGAACGUAUUUUACUAAAUGAGAAACAUCUCGAGCCAAGGUGGACUGGCUGGCAAACAUUUCCAUUGAGGCAAAUGCUGCAGACAUUCUUUGAUGAAGGGAAUAAAAGCUUAAAACUAGAACUUGAUUGUGAGAGAUGCGAGAACAUGCCUGCCAUUCUCAAUACCAAUGAUUCCUUCCAACCAUUUCUCGUAGCACAAGCAAAGGUACGAGAGCAAAGCCACCAUGCUUCCAAAAGAAGUCUCAAAUGUGACCAGAAUUCUAACCUUUGCUGCAGAAAAGACUAUUAUGUAGAAUUUAAGGACAUUGGAUGGAAUGAUUGGAUUAUAAAACCUGAAGGAUACCAAAUAAACUAUUGCAUGGGCCUUUGUCCAAUGCACAUGGCUGGGGCACCUGGCAUGGCCGCCUCAUUCCAUACCACAGUCUUCAAUCUCAUUAAAGCUAACAAUAUCCAAACAGCAGUCAGUUCCUGUUGUGUUCCAACAAAAAGAAGACCUCUAUCCAUGCUUUAUUUUGAUAGAAAUAACAACAUUGUAAAGACUGACAUACCUGAUAUGAUUGUGGAGGCAUGUGGAUGUAGCUAAAGUCACCAUUAUAAGUGAAUUAGCUUCCAAACCACACAUGAGGUCUUGACGAUUAACAUGUGGCUUUAUAAUACUUGACAACUGGAUGAUUCUUCUUAUGAAUGCAUAACACUGAAAUACUGUACACAUCUGAAAGAUUCUGAAAAAGUGGCCCUUCAUUUUCAGAAUUGGCCUGAAAAACGAUUGCUUGCUUAAAGCCGAACUUUUCUUCUGAGACAUUUUGAUACUUGAGGCUCAGACCACCACACAUACUAGUUUUUUAUGUACACGCUAUUCUUCCAAUAGCAAUAUGAUCAAUGUAAUGAACACUACCAAAGAUUACGCACCCAACAUUCUAAAGGAAGAAAGACUUCAAGAAUCUAUCCAGUUUUUUCUAGCAUCUUGUUACAGAAUAAAUGUGCCAAAAUUAAAAUCUGAAAAGAGGAAAUGAAACCUUCAGAGACAUUUUACA